Molecule: messenger RNA, 936 nt
Organism: Psammomys obesus (fat sand rat)
Lineage: Eukaryota; Metazoa; Chordata; Mammalia; Rodentia; Muridae
Product: olfactory receptor 6B1
Exons: 1
Coding region: 1-936 (311 amino acids)
Biological process (GO): G protein-coupled receptor signaling pathway
Cellular component (GO): membrane
Molecular function (GO): G protein-coupled receptor activity; olfactory receptor activity
Source: RefSeq, a predicted model, not a curated record
AUGGAUGUAGAGAACCAGACACGGGUCACCAAGUUUAUUCUAGUGGGGUUUCCUGGGAGCUUGAGCAUGCGAGCAGCAGUGUUCCUGAUGUUUCUUGUGGCCUAUAUUCUGACUGUAGCUGAAAACGUGAUCAUCAUCCUGCUGGUGCAGCAGAACCGACCACUGCACAAGCCUAUGUACUUCUUUCUGGCCAACCUGUCUUUCUUGGAGACCUGGUACAUUUCUGUGACUGUGCCAAAGCUCCUGUUCAGCUUCUGGUCCAUGAGUAACAGCAUCUCCUUCACCCACUGUAUGAUACAGCUUUACUUCUUCAUUGCGCUUAUGUGUACAGAAUAUGUUCUCCUGGCUGCAAUGGCCUAUGACCGUUAUGUGGCCAUCUGCCGCCCGCUGCACUACCCCACCAUCAUGAGCCAUGGGCUCUGUUUCCGCCUGGCUCUUGGUUCCUGGGUCAUUGGCUUUGGCAUCUCUUUGGCGAAGAUCUACUUCAUCUCUCAGCUCAGCUUCUGUGGCCCCAAUGUCAUCAACCACUUCUUCUGUGACAUCUCUCCAGUACUUAAUCUUUCCUGUACAGACAUGUCCAUUGCAGAGUUGGUGGACUUUGUCUUGGCUCUGGUCAUCUUCCUUUUCCCACUGUCAGUCACUGUUUUAUCAUAUGGAUGCAUUCUGGCCGCUGUGUUACGCAUGCCAACAGGAAAGCAGAAAGCCUUUUCCACCUGUGCGUCCCACCUUGUUGUGGUCACCAUCUUCUACUCUGCCACUAUUUUCAUGUAUGCCCGACCCCGAGCUAUCCAUGCCUUCAACAUGAACAAAGUUAUUUCCAUCUUCUAUGCCAUUGUCACACCAGCCCUCAAUCCUUUCAUUUAUUGCCUAAGGAACAGAGAGGUCAAAGAAGCGCUAAAGAAAUUGAUCUAUUGCCAGGCUAUCCGAUCUGACUAG